This is a messenger RNA of Gongylonema pulchrum, 216 nucleotides long. The record is from the annotation of a GenBank genome assembly. Lineage: Eukaryota; Metazoa; Nematoda; Chromadorea; Rhabditida; Gongylonematidae.
AUGCAAAGUUAUGCGCUGUCUGGAACUGCAGCAGAAGCGCCCGAUAAAGAACCAUUUGGUCACCAAAUGCAAAUGCCGACGACGAUGCUUGUGCAGCGGCCGCCGUACACUUCUUGCUACUCAUAUGGGAUGAAUACGAACCCGAAUGUGAAAAUCGUUUGUGACAGUGCGGACACUGAAACGCAGCUUAAUGCAAAGUACACGACUGGAAAGUGA